Molecule: messenger RNA, 1608 nt
Organism: Sitodiplosis mosellana (orange wheat blossom midge)
Lineage: Eukaryota; Metazoa; Arthropoda; Insecta; Diptera; Cecidomyiidae
Exons: 2
Source: RefSeq, a predicted model, not a curated record
AUGGAUUCAAACAAAAAAACAACGAUUGAACACGUGAAUAAACAAUACUACUCUUCUGAGCAUUCAGCAGAAAGCUCAGAUGAGUCAGUUGAAACAGCCCAACUUAGUAAAAUAAUUGGAUUAGUGAAGGAAAUAUUAAAUAAAAACCACGAAUACUCAUUUAAAUUAAUUGAAUUUAUUGAGAAGUCAACUAAAUUGAAUGAAUUACCAAAUUCUUCUAUGAACGAUUCGGAGCCUAUAGAAAGUGCAUCAGACAUAGUCACAAAGCAUUCGCUUGAGAAAAUUUUGCAAAGUGAAAUAGCCGAAAUUGCGAAAGAAAUGUUGAAUAAAAACAAUGAAUAUGCAUUAAAACUGAAUACGAUUAUUGAGGAGUCAACAAAAUCAAAUGACUUACCAGUUUCUCCUAUGAAUGCUUCUCCUGUGAGUUCUCCUAUGGACGUUUCGGAACCCGUAGAAAGUGCAUCAGACAUACCAAUAUUGACGAAGAUUACAAGUUUGACCACUGAUUGUAUGGAAUCGAUUUUUGAGAACUUGGACAUGUAUGAUCUGAUAAACGUUGUUGACAGCAACAAACAAUUUUAUGCUGCGGCAUUCCAUGUAUUCAGAAGAAAGUACAAAGAUACAUAUUUUAUACUUGGAUCGGACAUUAGUCUUUCGAAAAGGGAUUAUGCAGCUGGUUUCAGAUCAUUCUCGAGGGAUCCGAAAAUAAUUAUUACGAACCCAUCUGUGGCAUUGAAGUUUUUGCGCAAUUUUGGAUGCAUAUUUGAGGAAUUGACUAUCAGUUUUAGUUUCUUUCAUGUAAACAUUUGUACUCAAAUUGAAUAUUAUUUAGCCGAAUUCUGCGCUAAUACACUGAAGCGACUGUCAUUGGAGUGUAAUAAAUCCAAAAACCUUUUUGAAGGUUUACACAAUCAGCUGAAACAAGUUACAAGUCUGCAAAUAUGCUUAGUGAAUAGUGAAUCACGUUUAGAACUCACUCAACAUUGUCUCGAAAAACUACCAAGUCUCCAAUACUUCAAUGUGGUAAACAAUAUGGCGAUUUUCCAUGGUCCAUUAAGCAAUUUCCCCUUACGUACAGUACAACAUUUGAAGAUUGAUAAUUUUGGUACCAUUAUGUAUAAAAAUCCAUUUGAUUUGAAGAAUCUAAAACAUUUGUGUAUUAAUGGCGAAAUAAUAAUUACUGAAUAUAUGAACAGAUCUUUUGGUGCGGCUGAAAAUCUGGUGACAUUGAAAUUGAUGGAAAUUGAAGAUUAUUUUGCAAAAGACUUCGAAGAUUUUUGGGAAUUGCCAAAUAUUCUAUCAAAUAUCGAAGAAAUAACGAUUGAUUUGAAUAGGGAUAUUAAUUCCGAACAUAUCCUUCGUUUUUUGGAACGAUGCCAGAGACUAAAAAAAAUGGCUCUUCUUAAGCAUAGAGGAAGAGGAUCAGAUAUCUUGGAGAAUAUAACAUCAAAUUUAAGCAAUGAAUGGACAUUUCAUGUAAUCAAUCCUUUCAUAGAACAUUGCAAGUAUUGUGAAUGCUAUGUCAUUGAAAGAUUAGAAUCCACAACGGAAACUACGACUAGAACACAAACAUCCGUAUUAGGAAAUUUGUUUGAAAACUGUGUCAAU